AUGUCGGGUCCAGCAGGAUCGGGUCACGCGAACGGCAGUACAUCCAAUUUCACCGGCUUGGUAUCAAACCUCAUCCAGAAGAAGCAUAGUGAAGAUGAUUCGAAUGGUCAGCUGGAUCUUGAUGGUAAAGCACCAAGUAAAGGUCUACCUAGUACAGGCUUGAAGAGGAAUACAAAAGAAUGGAAGGAAGCCAAUGACGAUAAUGAGAGUGUAUCAUCAUCUUCAUCUAUACCUUCCAACGCUACUGGCGAUGACGAUGGGAGGCCACGUCCUGACCAAGAGAGGGAUCAGGAAGGUGCAGAAGGGAAAGGUCCGUGUAGACAUGAAAGAUAUAUACCUAAUGGUGAAGCAAACAAUAUAACGGAAUCACCUGAAUCAUCACCCAUGGAAGAGAAUCCAUCCAAACCUUUCCCUCAAUCUCCUUCGGAGGAUAUACAAUAUAGACGUCAGAACGGAUAUGAUCACCCCGACCAUGAUGAUAAGCAUAAAGAAGACGAAACAAUCAAAUUAACGAUACAUAAAGAUAGUCAUGAUGUAGAUCCUGAAGAGCGAGCGGAUAGAAGGGAUUCAGAGAGGGAGAGGAAGAAGACUGAUGAACUGGGUAGAAGACCGGAUGUGAUGUCUGGAGUGAAAGAUGAAGAGGGACCGAGCUCGAGAAAUGAGAUUGUGUUGGAUCCUAGGAUAUCAUAUCUGCAUGUCCAUCAGCGUCGUGAGCCCACCAUCGAAGGUGUCAAGUUUGGCCCCAUCCUGAAGAUAACCCCUGAUGGUGAAGGCGAAUAUCCACCCGGUGAAACUCCUUUACCUUCUAGACAAGUAUCUCGUGACGGUCCUUCUACACCUAGACAGACCUCACCCCAACGACAACCUCAUAGCUCCACCUCAAGACAAAAUUCAACCGAACGUGAUGUACCAUCGUCCAGACACACCUCCAACGACCAUGAUAAACCUUCACGACCAAUUUCCUAUUCACGAAGUAGCAAUGAUAUAGAAUCGUAUGAGAGGGGUCUGAGCGAUACCGUCGAAGAAGGUACAUGGAGAGAUGCGAUGUCUCAGCGUCAAACCAAGAAUGAAGAGGAUAAGAAAGGGAAGAGAAGAUCGGUCAAUACAAGAUUUAGUAGUUUUAGGGAUAUUCACGAGAUGUCCAAUAAUACAGGUGGGGAAUCGGAAGACGGAGAGGAGAAUGGACAUCAUGAAGCUUCCAAGAGAUGGUCAAUGAUUCGGAAUCGAGUUAUCCCUUCGAAGUCAUCGACCGGUCAAUCCUCUACACCUGGACCAGGUAAAGUGUCGGCCUUGGCACCAGCCGUUAUAGCUAGUAUACCAGUUACCACCGAGCUGUUCGCUGGACAAUUACCGGUGAUGAUCAUGAAAACUUGGUUGGAUAGGGAUGAAGAUGGACAUAGAGCUGUUCCCGUACUAUUAGGAAAUCUGAGGUUCAGAGUGGGUGAUUCUGUGGGAUUGAGACCUGGGGGUGAGACCGGUAAAGAGAUGUUCAAGCUGGAGUGUGAGUAUGGGGAUGGAGCGGUUAAAUGGGUGAUCUAUCGAGAACUCCGAGAUUUCCUAUCCCUUCAUGCACAUUACAAAGCAGCCAAUUUCGGUACUUCCGUCGCAGGUCUAAGAGCUUCUCGUCGAGUCGAAAUCCCAGACUUCCCUCGAAUGUCUAUCCCAUAUCUCAACAAGCUGGCACCAUCAACAAGUUAUGAGAAAGAAAAGCCACAUAAACCCGUUGGUAAAGCCGAAUACGCCCAGGCGUCUCGAGAUGCGUUACAACAAUAUCUUGUGGAAUUGAUCCGUGCGGUGAUCUUCCGACCUGAGUCUAAUAGGUUAUGUAAAUUCUUUGAACUUUCCGCCCUUACCCUUCAACUAGCACCCAGAGGUGGAUUCCAAGGUAAAGCUGGGUUUUUAAAGAUACCAGAUUGGAAUGCUAGUAGGCGAGCGAACCAACCUGGUUUGGCACCUACCACUUGGGCGGCGCACAGGAAGCCGAAAUGGUUUAUUGUGAGGGAUUCGUACUUUGUAGCUACGGAUGGACCAGAGUCGGUCGACUACUACGAUGUCUUCCUGCUCGACGCCGACUUUACGAUCGAACGACCCAAACGGUACUAUCGAACCGGGCUCCAUCUGCUCACCAGCCACGGAUCGACCAACCGUAAGAAGAAAAGCGGGAAAGCCAAUGUCGAAGGUGAUAAUCCCAAUGAUAUAGAUUUAGAUAAUCCGUUCAACAGAGAAUUAAUCAUUUCAUCGGGUGAAGGGAAAGGAUCCAAAGGUCAAUCGAUGCACGAUGAAGGUGAACAUCAUGCUUCUCAACAUACUUUUACUAUUGGGAAUAGUCAGAGGAGAUUGAAGUUGGUCGCUAAGAAUGCUCGUCAAAUGCACCAGUUCAUUGUAUCGAUGGAACGUAUAGCUGCUCAAUGUAUAUGGACAGGAAGAAACCGAUUUGACUCUUUCGCCCCCUUGCGAGUCAACGUAGCUGCCCAAUGGCUGGUCGACGGGCGAGAUUACUUCUGGAACCUAUCACGAGCGAUCAACAUGGCCAAAGAUCGAAUAUAUAUCCAUGAUUGGUGGAUUUCACCUGAGCUGUAUUUACGGAGACCAGGUGAUGAGAGAUACAGGUUAGAUAAUCUGCUGAAGCGAAAGGCUGAAGAUGGUGUCAAGGUAUUCAUUAUCAUCUACAAUGAGGUCUCGGAUAAGACCACCCCCGUAGACAGUCUGUACACCAAGAAAACUUUGACGGGACUACACCCUAAUGUAAUGGUGCAAAGAUCACCGUCUCACUUCCAGACUGGAACCUUCUAUUGGUCACACCAUGAGAAAUUAUGUGUGAUAGAUGAGACGAUCGCUUUCAUGGGUGGUUUAGAUCUGUGCUACGGUCGAUGGGAUACUUCGCAGCAUAUUCUGAUCGACGACGAUCAUACCACACCUGACGGUCCAGAAGGUCCAGUAUGGCGAGGGAAAGACUACGCAAAUGAACGGGUGAUGGAAUAUUCUAAUCUGGAUAAACCAUUCGAGGAUAUGUUUGAUAGGAGUAAAGUGCCUAGGAUGCCUUGGCACGAUGUCGGACUUCAGAUAAUCGGUCAACCCGCUCGAGAUUUAUGUAGACAUUUCGUUCAACGAUGGAACUUGUUGAUCAGAACUAAGAACCACAAGAGACAAAUGCCAUUCCUGUUGCCCGCGGCAGACUUUACGGAAAGAGAAUUGCAAGAUCUAAAAUUGCAAGGGACUUGUGAAGUCCAGAUCUGCAGGUCUGUAGGUCCAUGGUCGAUGGGUACUUUGACCAAGAUUGAACAUUCUAUUCAAAAUGCUUAUGUCAAAUCCAUCGAAUUAUCUGAACAUUUCAUCUACAUCGAAAACCAAUUCUUCAUCACUUCCACUAUCGUCGACGGGGUUCGAAUCGAAAAUCAAAUUGGUGAUGCUUUAGUCAACCGGAUCAUCCGUGCUCAUCGUGAAGAUACACCUUGGAAAGCAUGCAUCGUCAUACCGCUCUUACCUGGAUAUACCUACCCUAUAGAUUCGGGAGAAGCGAGUUCGGUGAGGUUGAUCUUGGAAUGUCAGAAUAGGACGAUUAGUAGAGGAACGCAUUCGAUCUUCUCCAGAUUGAGGAAAGAGGGUAUCGAUCCCGACGAAUACAUCACAUUCUUCUCGCUGAGAGGAUGGGCCAAGUUCAGAUCUGGUGUAUUGACUACUGAGCAGGUCUACAUACAUGGUAAGACGAUGAUCGUGGAUGAUAGACUUGUACUCUGCGGAUCUGCAAAUAUCAAUGAGAGGAGUCAACGUGGAGAUAGAGAUUCGGAACUGUUAGCUGUGAUUAGGGAUACGGAUAUGAUCGACGGCACUAUGGCAGGACAACCCUUCAAAGUCGGUCGAUUCGCACAUACACUUCGAGUUCGACUUAUGCGAGAACAUGUCGGCGUUGAUGUCGAUUCGAUCGAUGAGGAUCAGCUCAUGUCACGAGAAUCCGUGGCGGAUGCAGAUGAGAUUGAGACUUGGGACCCGGAUCACGAGCAGCAGAGCGAUGAGGAAGCGACAGCAGGUAUUACCAAGAUCAAAGCGAGGACAGCUAGAGAUAGGAUGAUGCGUACUUUCCAUGAUGGUAUUUCCAGUGUCACCAAAGGGAUGAGUGAGAAUGCUAUUUCGAACGUCCGGCGAGCCGCAGACAAAGUAAUACGUCCCGUCGCUACCGUAGUAGGAGGAGAGACCAUAGCUCAUCACGCCAUGGAUAAUGGUGACCCAAGUGAAAGGGCGGACUACGAUCCGGAUGAAGAAGGUCAGGAAACAGCUGGAUUCGCAAGUUCGAUGGUACCUACUCUAGAAGAGAAAACGAUCUUCGAACGACGUCCUUCAGGAACACACGCCAAUGGUAAACCCUUGUUCGACGUGUUGGAAGAGAGCGAAGGAGGUCAUGGAACGACUAGCGAUGGGCAUGGAUCACCUUCACUAGAAGAGGCAAAAGUACCUGAACACGCCAAGAAAGAUACUUUAAUCAGCGAUGAUAACCCUUCAGCUAAGAAGGCUGGUGCACCCAAGAUCCUCAGUAAACCAAACGAGACGGAGCUGUACGGUACCACUGCGAACACCCAUAUACCCGAUGAAGUCAAACAAAGUAGCAAGAAUGAUACUGAAGAGACAUCUGAAAAAUCACCGAAAGACAGUCAAGAUAGCGCUGCGAUAAAAGCUAGGAAGACCUUGAGGAAACAUCUCAAUGCGAGAGUACAAGUCUCACCUUGGAAUAUGCCUACGCCUACGCCCAAGAUCAACCCGAAUAGGUUCCAUGAUCCCCUAGAUGAGAGGUUCUGGAAAGACAUGUGGGUGGCUGUGGCGGUUCACAAUACUGAAAUAUUCCGUAAAGUUUUCCGAUGUAUUCCUGACGACCUUGUCACUUCUUGGGCACAAUACAAAGCAUUCGCCAACCACGCUGAGAAAUUCAACAAAACACCCGAAGAUGUAGCGGCUCCAGGUCAUGAUGAGCCUGUGAAAGUGACUCACGACGGACCCGGUACUCACGGAGCAGGUGGAGGAGGUAGUGGAGGUGGACAUGUGGAUGGUGGAGAUGGUGGUGGGGCUGUCCUGGGUGUAGGAGCAGGUAAAUCGUCAGACACCCGGGAUUCGGAUGUGGUGGAUGGCAAACCACAUGAUGUCAAGCAUAAGAGAGAAAGUAGUGGGAAAUCACCGCGGAUGGAGAACGACAGACCACUCUCGCCUUCUGCAACAAGGUCAAGUGCUCAGGGGUCUAACGAGGGAGGAGUGGAUAAGAAGGCUAGUGCACCUGACGAAGCGUGGGCAGAAUGGGAGAGGGAGGAGAUGGAAGAGCUAUUAGGUGAAAUUAGAGGUCAUCUUGUCAUAUACCCUACUCGGUUCCUUGAAGCUGAGGAUCUGGCGAAUAAUUUCCUCUUCAAUUCUGAUAAGAUCUUGCCAUUACCUAUUUACGAUUGA
Molecule: messenger RNA, 5427 nt
Organism: Kwoniella mangroviensis CBS 8507
Lineage: Eukaryota; Fungi; Basidiomycota; Tremellomycetes; Tremellales; Cryptococcaceae
Exons: 20
Coding region: 1-5427 (1808 amino acids)
Biological process (GO): phospholipid catabolic process
Cellular component (GO): intracellular membrane-bounded organelle
Molecular function (GO): phosphatidylinositol binding; D-type glycerophospholipase activity
Source: RefSeq, a predicted model, not a curated record